Messenger RNA from Helianthus annuus (common sunflower), 4085 nucleotides. Its product is annotated as protein PUTATIVE RECOMBINATION INITIATION DEFECT 1. The transcript has 9 exons. The record is from RefSeq and is a predicted model, not a curated record. Bases 74 to 3913 code for a protein of 1279 amino acids. Gene Ontology annotation, biological process: meiotic DNA double-strand break formation. NCBI's taxonomy places the organism in Eukaryota, Viridiplantae, Streptophyta, Magnoliopsida, Asterales, Asteraceae.
CCCCCGUGGCGCCCAACCCAAAUUCAAACCAUCACAAAAUCUUCUUACCAAUUGCGGGAAAAAAACUUACACAAUGUACUCCAUAACCUCAGAUCAUCUUCACCGGCCAGAUUCCGAUCAACAUCUCCGGCACCGUCAGCACCUAACAACAACAUGCUCACAAGGUCACACAUCCUCUCUAAUCCUCCAAACCCUAGAAGGCGGAUCCAUUUGCUUAAUCUGCCUAUCAAAUCUCAUCUCAAACCCUAAUUCUCCAACCGUUCACGUUUCAUACGCACUUUCUCAGCUCUCUCAGGCCAUAUCUCAACCUAAUUUUCUCCACAAUCUUCUCACAUAUCAUCCGCAUUUUCUCGUUUCUCCUCUCGUUACUACAAUAUCUCUGUUUGAAGAUGAAGCGAUUGCGAAACAGACGAUUGAUUUGGUUUUGGAACUGUGUAGAUCUGGUAAUUGUGAGGUUUAUGGUGAGUUUGUUGCUAGGGUUUCGGAUCGGUUGUCGUCUGGUGAGUUAGCUUGGAGCAGACGUCAGGUUUAUAUGCUACACUGCUUAGGUGUUCUAUUGGAUUCUCAGAAGAACGAUCCCAACACAUAUAUCAAGGACAAGGAUGCGCUUUAUCUAAACCUUGUAACAGGUCUCCAGUUGCCUAGCGAAGAGAUCCAAGGCGAGAUUCUAUUUGUUCUGUACAAAAUAUGUGCCAUCCAGCAUGCAUGGUUAGGUGAUACCAAUGGUGAUGUCGUAUGUGGCCACACUUCAUUGAUCUUGCGUCUGUCAUUAGAAGCCCUCUUGAAGACCCAACGUGAUGAUGUUCGUAUGAACUGUAUAGCACUAUUGUCCGUGCUUGCCCGCAGAGGAUUCUUCGAGAAUGUAUUUGAAGAUAACAAUGAAGCAGACAAUUUUAUGGAAACAACUGAGCAUGGAGUAGAAAAGACUCCUUUGAAUCUCCUGUUUGCUGAAGCCGUAAAAGCGCCUCUGCUUUCUUCAGACUCUGAAGUUCAAACCGCCACAUUAGAUUUAAUCGUCCAGUAUUUGUCUUGCGGGGGCGUUUCAGAAAAAGAGGUCCAGGUUCUCGUUGAGGAGAAUAUCGCUGACUAUGUUUUUGAAAUUUUACGAUUGUCAGGGUGCAAAAAAGAUUCUCUUGUCACCUCAUCUCUACAGGUUCUCGAUCUGUUAUCAGUGGCAGAGGUACCUUUCAAACAAAGGCUUGCUAUCGGGUUCACAACUAUGGUUGCCGUCCUACGUUACGUUGCCGAAGUUCCUUUUCAUCCCGCUCAAUUACAAUCUCUAAAAAUUCUAUCAGAAUGUGUUUCAAACUGUCCCGGAAUCAUUUCAAGUUCCAAUAUCGAAGAAAUAAGUCUUAUAACAGCAGGAAUGCUAAAGAAACAUGUUGAUGGGGAUGCCAACAUGUUUCCGGAAAUAUUCACCGUAGUUUGCUCAACUCUUGUAGCUCUUAUUAAAUCUCCGUCUUCUCACGGAGCUCCAAGCAUUGCCAAAUCGCUAGAAGAUAUAUCAAGGUACACCAUCACAAUUUGUUUGAGCUAUUACGGAGAACAUCUGUUCCAAAUGCUACACUCCCUUUACCUACUGAAAGUGGCAUAUGAAUAUAGUUUCGAAAUUAGACCCAACUAUACGGUUUUACGCGACUGUAUAUUAGACAUAUGUGUAACUAAACUAUUGCCUUGGGUUUCCACAAAUAUUAACGAGAUCGAUGAGGAUGUUGCAUUGGGUGUACUUGAGUUAUUUCAGUCGAUACUGAUUCCGUCUGAUUUCCAACCUAAGGAAUUUGCGGAUGUUUUGGUUUCAUCCUCGUGGUUCGGUUUUUCGUUUGGAUGUUUAGGCCUUUUUCCUACUGAGAAGAUGAAGUGGAGAGUUUAUUUCUUGUUGAGCUCUAUUGUGGAUGUGAUCGUUGGAAAUGACUCGGGUCAAUCCGUUAGAGAUGCUGCUUCGCAUCUCCCGUCUGAUCCUACGGAUUUGUUGUUUCUUCUCGGGCAGAAGGGUGCUCAUAAUCAGGAAGUGUUGUGCUGUCAAUCGGCGGUUUUGCUGAUAUUAUAUACCAGCUCUUUGUAUGAUGAUAGGCUUGCAGAUGAUAGAAUGGUAUUAGCUUCUCUAGAGCAAUAUAUUUUACUUAAUAGUUCUGAAAUCUUAAGUGGGAUUAUCAAACCACUGAUAACGGAAGUACUCGUAAAUCUAUACGCCCUUUAUCGGGGUCUGGCCAAGAUAACAUACCAGAUACCAUACAGUCAAGAUGCCGAAAAUACCCUUUUCCAUCUUGUAACAGAAAAAGGAACCGAAAUCCUAUCAACAAGAACUCACAGAACAGCAUUAAAAUGGUUGUUUCAACAAGAGAGAAUUUGUAAAUAUUUAUCUAGUCAAAUUUUAAGGUGGUGUAGAACAUGUAUUGUCUAUGGAAACCAGAUUGUUGUUUGCAAUGAUACCGAAACCGUAAGUAUUAAAGAAAUUGCUGAGUUGGUAGCUUCUGAAGACAACUAUGCAGCCAAACUAGUAGUGUGUUUGUUAAGAGAGCUUCUAGAAGAAAAUGGACAUGAAGACGACAUUGUUCUAAUAUUAAACAUGACUGUCUCAGUUAUUACCUUAUUUCCAGCUGCUUCAGGGCAAUUAUGCUUAAAUGGAAUAUCCCUCGCAAUCCAGAAUGUUUAUCGUUAUCAUUCUUCGUAUGGAGAGAUAUUCAAUGCUAAUUGUCAACUAUUUUUUACGAUACUACAGUCGGUUAACUCAGAAUCACUUUCAGAUGAUGAAGACUGGCUUGCAGUUGCAACAGAGUUGAUGCAUUACCUGAUCUCUACAAUCACUGAAAAUGGAUGCACUCAAGAAGCUCUCCUAGUGAUGGGCAUUCUCUGCUUAAUUUUGCAUCACUCUCUUCACCAGGUCCUUCUAGAAGCUUCCAAGACCAUACUUUUGAACACUCGAUUGAUCGCGUUAAUUAAUAAAACGAUCCACGAUGCUUGUUUAAAAGGACCUGCAUUGUAUGAUCAUGACGAGGCAACACAAACCGGAGAAUGCCUAAUAUUUUGUCUCUUGCUAAACUACUUCUGUCUCAGAAGUGUGCAUGCUGUUCUACCAGGGAUUGAAGAUGCCCAAAGCUUACUCGACAGUGAAAACCGAAACCAGCAGCCAUUUUUCUAUAUCAGCAUUCAUUGCCAUGACUUGUGCAGGCUUCUUCAUUUCGGGUCAACGCCAGUCAAACUCAUAUCUUCAUACUGCCUGCUCGAACUAUUUCAAAGAAUAACAGAACAAAAAAAUAAAGAACCCGAUAAAGUCAAAGUAAAACAAAAUACUCAUCAUAUACGGUCCAUAAUCUCCAUCCUACAAGGCUCAAUCUUCCACAGUGACAUCAGGGUGGCCACAAAUUGUGCCGUAUGUAUAUCAAUGGCUGUUGAUUGGGAACAACAAGUUGAAACCAUCAACUGGUAUCGAUUGAUAACCGAAGAAUUGGUAAUGACUUUGGCUGUUUCGGGCCGGGUAUCAAAAUCCAUCAUGAUUCAUCACAAGCCUGCAGUUGAGAUAGCAGUUUUGAUGCUUAAACAACAGCAAGUUCCAGAAUGGAUAUCUAACAUGUUUGAUGAUUCCUGUAUAUCUGGUAUCAUUCAAAACCUUUCAGCAAGUAAUAUAACGUGCGAGAUGGUGAUGUUAUUCCGGGAGCUUAUUCGAUCAGGCCAUCUUAAGAACUCCAAGCAUAUUGCUUGCCUAAAUCAGCUUUUUCAGGCUUGCAGAAAACGUGUUUACUCGGAGGAUGUUAAGGAUGAUGAGACAGAGGAGAGGAAGAUGGUUGUUUUCCCUGAUGAGUUGGGAAAAGUUUAUGAGGUGAUUAUAAACUUGAUUGCACCUGAAUCAUCUCUAAAUGAGGGACUAUUGGAAGAAAUAGAAGUCUUCUGUGAAACUCUGAUGGAAUCAGAAUAAAAUAAAUAUGAUUGAAUCUGGAUAUGCAUAGUGUUUGGUUUUAAUAAAAUCUAAAACAAAAUGAAACCAAAAAAGCAUGUACAUCGUACAAACUAUGUUCAGUUUAAUUUGAGGUUUAUACGUUUGGUCUAAAAAGCCGAAAGACAAUGGGGUAUAUGCACCAAUCGGUUUU